Molecule: messenger RNA, 2091 nt
Organism: Closterium sp. Yama58-4
Lineage: Eukaryota; Viridiplantae; Streptophyta; Zygnematophyceae; Desmidiales; Closteriaceae
Source: the annotation of a GenBank genome assembly
AUGCUGGGUAACGCAUGCGAGGCAUGCCGCUUGGAGCACGUAGACGACAACACGCUCCAGUCGCAUGUGUCUAAGAAUGUCAAGUGCAGGAGGAAGAUCCAGCACUCUCGUGCCCAGUGGCUGGUGGAGGCGUAUCGGGACGCGCUGCGCGCCAGGCGCGGAGCAAGGCCCCGUUCACCCAUGCGUUCUCGCCGCAGCUAUGAAGGCGACGCUGCUGAGAUGGCUGCAGUGGAACCGGCUGCAGUUACCGAUCAACCCGACCCUCCCGAAGGCGCAGAGGAGGAUAGUGACGGGGAUGAGAGUGUUAUGUCAGUGAUUGACGACGGCUUCAACACUCUGAUCGAGCUGUACAUCUUCUUCCGCGAGGCAGAUCUGUCCAGAAGGGAGGUGAACAGACUGCUUAACAUUUUCCAGAACCCUAAUUUCUCGCUGAGGGACGUGAGGCGGCGGCUCAAUUUCGUGGACGUGAGACGCUUUGGGCGCGACAAGGCGCCGCGUGAUCAUGUCCCAUGGAAGACGAAGGACAUCAAGUGCUAUGGCCCCAGAGGCUGGAUGUGUACGCUACUGCUGCACUACCGGGAUACUGAGCUGACCAGUGACCACUCGUGGGCAUGCGUGUGGCAGCUGGUGAAGAAACUGCUACGCGCAUUCCAGCACAUCGCCGGAUUUGUGACAAAGCCUCGGGCGGACGAGGAAGACACCGAGGAAGUGCGGCAUUACAGCACUCCCGACACGGGGAAGUGGCUGGAAGAAGCACAGGCCGCGAUUGGAGAUGAGGACUGCAUUGUGCUGGGUGUGAUUGUGUACAGCGACAAUACGCACGCCUCAAGGAAUGGCAGACUGGCUGCAUGGCCGGUCCUGAUCAGCUUGUUCAACAUCCCAGAAGCGCUCCGCUGGCAGGAGCUGGGCCACGUACUAGCUGGUGUGCUGCCGUUCCCGUCAGAGUGGGCGUCAUCUACCGAGAAGACGCGCAUCUUCCAGCAGUGCAUGGAGGUGAUCUUUGAGCCUCUACUUCGCGCGCACAGAGGGGCCGAGUUGCGAUGGUUUUAUGUGACGGACGCGACAGGCAAAGUGGUGAAGGCCUUUCCCUGUCUUUUCGGUCAGCUGGGGGACUUUCCAGAGUCGUCUCGGUCUACAGCGACUCUGCAGCAAGGGUCGGAUCGGCCGUGCUCUUCGUGCUACAUGAAGGAGACACAUCUGGCAGACCUGUCGCAUAAGUCGGUGACGCGGACGGUCGAGCUGCAGAGACGGGUCGUGGAAGCCAUUCAGUCGGCGGCCGGCAGCAAGGCGGCGGAGAAUAUCAAGAAACGAUGGUCAACACACCCUGUGCAGUGCUACUUGGAAAGAUGGAACUUUGCCGAGACCACGUGGGGAAACGUGUUUCUCGCAUGCGCGGCAGACCUUCUACACGUCCUGGACGGGGGGAUGCUGCCGCGCAUGGGCAAGUGCUUCAUGGUUGGGAAGAGCAAGCCGGAGAGGCGCGAGUUUGAGAGGCGGCGCAAGGAACAAAAGAAGGACACGCGCGCAAGCGUAGUGCGCAUCCCGGGGGGGACCACGUGGUUCAGCACAGGGGCGAACUAUGCCGCUUUCGAGCACAGGGGAAUGAUGCAAGUGAUUCCCCUGCUUAUCGCAGACAACAUGGAGAAGAGCAAGCAGCCGGCUAAGGCGAGACGGGAGCGGGAGGUGGCGGCUUUUGUGGCGUACGCCAGCUUCUACAAGGCGUUGGUGGGCGUGACAAAGCAUACCGAGAAGUCUCUGGACGACGUCCGGGAGAUGGCUGUGCGGAUGGUGGCGGCCAUCAAGGCCGCAUUCCCUGACCAGACGUCGGAGUGGAACAUCCCUAAGGUGCACCAGAUUGUGCACCUGAUUGACGGCAUACCACUGCGUGGUAUGCCGAACGAGACAUCCACCAACCUGUGGGAGCACACGCACAAGGGCACCAUGAAGGUGCCGGUCCGUGGCAGCAACUGGCACGACAUCCCGCGCCGAAUUGUCGAGGAGGAGGUGCAGCGCGAGAUUGCACGGGAGGUGGCGACAGAAGCGGGUGGAAACAGGCAGUAUGUGACGGCGAUGCGCGAGGUGAGCGUAUAG